CUGAUAUUGUCCUGAUAUCUGUAUUCUUCCUAUAUUCUCUUCUUAUAAUAGGUAUCUAAGGAUGUUCGCGGACUCCCUCGCGGCCUCCCCCGACCUCUUCGCCCGCGUCCUCCCGAAAGUCUUCCUCGACAAACACCUCGCCCUCGACCCUCCCCUCCGCCCUUCUCUCCGCCCACCGCUCGCCUUCCGCGACUGCAAAAUCAACACUGACGCGAUCCCAAACACCGUCGGCUCGGCGGUGGUUCGCAUGGGCGAUGCCGUCGCCAUCUGCGGCAUCACCGCCUUCGUCCACGACGCUCCUUCCUCCUCCUCCUCCUCCUCCCCCCCAACGCUCUACACAAACAUCGAUCUCGUCGGCAGAGGAUCUUCCCCCCCGCUGCCAGAGUACAUGGCCCUCUCGCACUCCAUCUUCGAGGCCGCUGCUGCUGCUCGUCUCUAUGAUCCCGCGCAGCUCCGCAUCAACGACUUUCAGACUCUGGUUCUCCAGGCUCAGAUCCAGCUGCUCAGUCCAACCUGCCAGGCUGACGUAGCCUGGGCUGCUCUCGUCUCUGCCCUCCGCUCUACUCUACUUCCCACCAUCCUCCCUUCUGAUGACACUGAUAUCAACAACAACGACUCCGACCCGCUCUUUUCAUCUACACAGACAACUCCUCUCCUCCUCUCCCCCUCAUACACCUCCUCCCUACCCUGGUGCAUCAACUUCGGCCUCGCCCGCGACAACCUCAUCCUCGCAGACAUCGACGGCAGAGUCGAAGAUCUCUCCAUAGACUCCCGACUAACCCUCAUCCUCUCUGCAACCACCGACGACGACAGUCUCAUCUCUGUCUCCCUCUCCUCCGGCUCAAACGCAUUCACUAAACAGAUCGUCAAGCAAUGCGUCGACCUCGCUCGCUCUCGCGCUGCUCAACUUGAUCGCAUCCUACUCAGUCAAAUAUAGCUGU
Myxozyma melibiosi is the source of this 941-nucleotide messenger RNA. RefSeq lists its product as uncharacterized. Gene Ontology annotation, cellular component: cytoplasmic exosome (RNase complex); nuclear exosome (RNase complex). Bases 62 to 937 code for a protein of 291 amino acids. The transcript has a single exon. Gene Ontology annotation, biological process: U4 snRNA 3'-end processing; nuclear polyadenylation-dependent rRNA catabolic process; nuclear mRNA surveillance. NCBI's taxonomy places the organism in Eukaryota, Fungi, Ascomycota, Lipomycetes, Lipomycetales, Lipomycetaceae. The record is from RefSeq and is a predicted model, not a curated record. Gene Ontology annotation, molecular function: mRNA 3'-UTR AU-rich region binding.